CUGUCUAUAUGCAAGUACCACGCUCUGUAUACCGUGUAAGUGGCCUGCCUCACCCAAUCUUCGCAUUUGAUCUGCAUCGUCAACAUCUACUCCGUCCAACCAACGCGGCGAUUGGAGACAUCGCCUCGGAAAGUCCAGAGGCAGAAUACUCCAUCCCCGCAGUCCCGAGGCAGGCAUCGCACAUUCAUCAUAGGACCGCAAUUUGAUUCGGAAAUGGGACGCGUUCAGGCCCGGCUGUGUUCUGCUUCGCUAGCGCUGUCGAAAGUGCACAGUGCCUGCGCGCAGUUGCGAUCCUCAUAAAGCCCGCGUCCAUUCCCAGAUCCCACACCGUUGAGCCAUGAUCGACAUCCACAUUCCCUAUCACCCGGGCCCGGGGCUGUUUUCCCCUGUAUACCUGUUAUCGGUUUGCUCUGUCCUUGUGGUGUAUGCCUUAUGGAAGCUGGCCCACAUCAUCGCCGCUCCCUACAGGUCUAGCCUGCGCUACUUACCUGCGCCGCCAUCUUCUAGCUGGUUGUAUGGCAAUCUCAAGGAUAUAUCGGCCGCUGAAGCGCGCUCACUCCAUGAGCGCUGGGUAGAGCAGUACGGAAACACGAUCACUUACAAGGGCUUGUUGAAUGCCAACAUCCUGUAUACCAUCGACACGAGGGCCGUCAAUCAUAUCCUCAGUCAUUCAGUUGACUACUGCAAGCCGGCGCCUGUUCGCUUUGCGUUGUCUCAGUUACUCGGGAAAGGUUUGCUGUUUGUCGAAGGCGACCAGCACCACCAACAGCGUCGCGUCAUGAAUCCAGCCUUCGGUCCAGGUCAGAUCAGAGAGCUUACGGACAUUUUCAUUUUGAAGGCCAACAAGGUGAGACAGAGUCGGGAUCAGACGUACUGA
This is a messenger RNA of Fomitopsis serialis, 877 nucleotides long. RefSeq lists its product as uncharacterized. Lineage: Eukaryota; Fungi; Basidiomycota; Agaricomycetes; Polyporales; Fomitopsidaceae. Gene Ontology annotation, molecular function: heme binding; monooxygenase activity; oxidoreductase activity, acting on paired donors, with incorporation or reduction of molecular oxygen. The coding region runs from base 338 to 877 and encodes 179 amino acids. The transcript is spliced from 6 exons. The record is from RefSeq and is a predicted model, not a curated record.